This is a messenger RNA of Paramecium sonneborni, 504 nucleotides long. The record is from the annotation of a GenBank genome assembly. Lineage: Eukaryota; Ciliophora; Oligohymenophorea; Peniculida; Parameciidae.
AUGAAUUUUGAUUAUCCUAAAUCUGAAUUUCAAACUCCUUAAAAGCCAUUUUAUGUGAGAUCAUAACAUAAGCAUAAUUCUAGUCAACCUCUAUUAGGAUAAUACUUUCGAGAUGUAUAAGAUCCAAAAAUCAGUCUCACUAAAGUUGGUUAAGAGUCCUUAAAAAAAUGGGAUUUCUUUUCUGAUCCUUUUAGUCUACCUGAAAAAUAUUUAACUAGUCCAUAAAACAAAAUGAAAACAGAAACAACUGAUCUAGGCUUUGAUAGUCUUGAUUUUAUGUUAGGAAAAUAAACUGAUAGAUAUAGCUCUGCAUCUCUUCAAUUAUUACAUUAAUAAACCUAAUCAGAAAAAAUUAUUGGUAAAAAAGUCCAGUUUUCUGAAUUAGUUUAAGUGAAAAAUGAUGAUGGAAGUGAAUCUGAAGAACCUAUGUCAAAAUUAUCUAGAUAAAAGGCAAGAAAAAGUAAGUUCUCUAAAAAGAAUUAGAGAUCAAUUAUGCAAGAUUGA